This is a messenger RNA of Oryza brachyantha (malo sina), 686 nucleotides long. Its product is annotated as probable small nuclear ribonucleoprotein F. Gene Ontology annotation, cellular component: U1 snRNP; catalytic step 2 spliceosome. The transcript has 5 exons. Gene Ontology annotation, molecular function: RNA binding. NCBI's taxonomy places the organism in Eukaryota, Viridiplantae, Streptophyta, Magnoliopsida, Poales, Poaceae. The record is from RefSeq and is a predicted model, not a curated record. Gene Ontology annotation, biological process: spliceosomal snRNP assembly; mRNA splicing, via spliceosome. The coding region runs from base 101 to 361 and encodes 86 amino acids.
GCGCCCCUGCGCCGCCUCGUCGCCUUCCCCUACGCGUCCCCGACCAGCACCAGCACCAGCACCAGCACCAGCACCGGCGGCGGCGAUCCUUCCCUCUCCAAUGGCGACUGUUCCAGUUAACCCGAAACCUUUCUUGAACAAUCUGACAGGGAAGCCUGUCAUCGUCAAACUUAAGUGGGGUAUGGAAUACAAAGGAUAUCUUGUUUCUGUGGACUCUUAUAUGAAUCUGCAGCUGGCUAAUACAGAGGAGUACAUUGAUGGUCAAUUCUCUGGAAACCUGGGAGAGAUACUGAUAAGAUGCAACAACGUUUUGUAUCUCAGAGGUGUUCCAGAGGAUACCGAGAUAGAGGAUGCAGAAUAAGAUAGCCUGAACCAUGCCCAGAUCGAUUGGUGUAAUAUGCUGAUGACAUGAACAAUUUAAAUAUCAUGUACAAUUGAUGCAAUUUCAAUUAUUGACCUGGAUCUUAAGUAUGGUCAUGCUAUGGUAAUAUUAGGCUUUGAAACUGAUCCACAUCUGCCAGUGUCAUUGUUGUGAAUGUGAGAGCAUAUUCGGAAGAAAAUCUCAUUUGCCUGUCGGGAUGCAUGAUGUAGAAGUACCUAAUAACAUGAUCUGAUUCUGUACGGGUUGUUCUUCGGCCUUAGAUAAGAUCAAAUAGAAUUUGAACUCGUGAUCCUUGUACCAAAUA